UCUCAGUCCCAUUCUGAUUUCGAAAUGAAAAGAAGCUUAUCAUUUUUACUUGGUGUGUUCAUUUCAAGCAUAGUUGACCUUACGAAGGCCACACCUUGCACUGUUGAAGACACGAAACUUUCAGGUGAAUGUAAAUUCAUGACUGAUUGUCCUGUUUUAUUUGCUGAAUAUCAAAAGUAUAGAAAAAUGCCGACAAUUUGUGACCCAAGGUAUAGGACAGUUUGUUGUCCAUUAGAAAUUACCACUACUACAACAACAACAACUCAAUCAACAAAACGAAUUAGUGAGAGAAAGUGUCAUGAGUAUGGUCAACAUAUUUUUGAGACUAAACUUGUACCAAAUCCAGUUUUUGGUGAAUUACCGGUGGAAAAAAGAAUUAAUCAUUGCGCGCAUAAUGUUGUUGAGUUGAUUGUAGGGGGUGAAGAAGCUCGUGAAGGUGAAUUUCCACAUAUGGCACUGAUUGGAUAUAGUGAAGGAAAACCUGAUGAUUAUCAAUGUGGAGGCUCUUUGAUUUCCGAAGAGUUUAUUCUCUCAGCAGCGCAUUGUUCGUCUACUUCCAAAGGUGUUGCAAAAUUUGCUAAACUUGGUAACAUCAAAAGAUAUCAAAACACGUCAAACAGUUGGACUUACAUCAUUGAAAAAAGAAUUUUAAAUCCAAACUACAGCUCAAGGGUGGCUGAAGAUGACAUCGUCUUAUUUAAACUUAAUGAAGUCGUAAAACUUAAUCGUUUUGUUAUUCCGAUUUGCUUACCAACAACUGAUGUAUUAACAACUAGAAAAGCAAUUGCAAGUGGAUGGGGACGUGAAGGAUUCGCAUCAGAUGUCAGUGAAGUACUCAUGAAAGUUAUUAUCGAAUAUUUCUCUCAAGAAACGUGCAACAGAAUUUAUUCAGAUGAUAGUAAACUGACUCAAAAUGGAAUCAAUUUCGAUAAAAUGAUUUGUGCUGGUUCGACAAACAAAACAGGAGACACAUGUGAUGGUGAUUCAGGUAAGAAACCGAUCAAUAAAUUCUCAAUGAAUUUAACUCAAACUUAUUCGAAUGUUUCAGGUGGACCUUUACAAAUUUUCCGUGAUGACGUUGAAUGCAUGUACACAAUUGUUGGUAUCACAUCAUUCGGAUCAGUUUAUUGUGGCCUAAUUGGUAUUCCAGCAAUUUACACAAAAGUCUUUUAUUAUCUCGAUUGGAUUGAAUCGAUUGUAUGGCCAAGUCAGUGA
Molecule: messenger RNA, 1215 nt
Organism: Clunio marinus
Lineage: Eukaryota; Metazoa; Arthropoda; Insecta; Diptera; Chironomidae
Source: the annotation of a GenBank genome assembly